Molecule: messenger RNA, 2435 nt
Organism: Hyla sarda
Lineage: Eukaryota; Metazoa; Chordata; Amphibia; Anura; Hylidae
Gene: SPRYD7
Product: SPRY domain containing 7
Exons: 5
Coding region: 64-651 (195 amino acids)
Molecular function (GO): protein binding
Source: RefSeq, a predicted model, not a curated record
GCUCUGUACACGUCUUGAAGCCGUCAUCUCCAGGCCGGUGGCUGUUCCCCCUCAGUGGUCGCUAUGUCGUUCCUGUCGUGCUGCUUCAGGUGUUGCGGGGAUGGCGGCUCCGGGCACAUCCCGCUAAAGGAGAUGCCGGCCGUGCAGCUGGACACUCAACACAUGGGAACUGAUGUAGUAAUUGUAAAGAAUGGCAGAAGAAUCUGCGGGACUGGGGCGUGUCUCGCCAAUGCGCCGCUGCAUCAGAACAAGAGCUACUUUGAAUUUAAAGUGCAGUCUACAGGUGUGUGGGGCAUCGGAGUUGCAACUCAAAAAGCAAAUUUAAAUCAGAUCCCGCUAGGUCGAGACGCACACAGCCUUGUGAUAAGAAAUGAUGGGGCCAUUUAUUACAACAACGAGGAGAAGAAUAGGCUGCCAGCAAAUAGCCUGCCACAGGAGGGUGACGUUGUGGGUAUCUCCUAUGACCAUGUAGAAUUAAAUGUUUACUUGAAUGGAAAGAAUAUGCAUUGUCCUGCAUCUGGUAUCAGAGGGACUGUGUAUCCUGUUGUUUAUGUGGAUGACAGUGCCAUCCUGGAUUGUCAGUUCAGCGAGUUCUACCACAGUCCUCCUCCUGGGUUUGAGAAGAUCUUAUUUGAACAGCAGAUUUUCUAAAAGACUGAAUGCCUACAGCUUCUCCAAAGCAUUUGUCUCUUUUUAAAGCUGCACGCCGCCUACCGAAAAUGUGCUUUUGUAUUUAUAUCACUGGGUGCAGACCUACUGGAUCCUCCGUAAGUAUUUUCUAACGUGUCGCCCACCUUCAAGGACCACAAUUUAACUAAUGCUGACACUUUUUUUUGUGAUGUACAGAAACGUUUGUUGUUGUGAAUGUAACCAGUCAGCCGGUAACUUAGUGAAUCUGUAUACACUGGUUCAGUAUUAUGUAAGAUCACUUAACCCCCUACACCCCAGUGGGCAUUCUCUCCCAGCAUUACUGUUCUCAGAACAACCGAGCAGGUUUUAGUUCUCAUUGUGGCAGCUCUAAUAUAACUGGAGUAAAAACACAGGAUCACAGCUGUACUUUUAUCUGACUUUGCUGCUUUUCGAUUCUUCAGUCCCAGAGUGCCUUAUGACUGUGCUUGUGUCUCACCGCAUGUCCUGGCUAUUUCUUCUUUUGCUGUGUCUCCUAUAUCACACGUGCCUGCAUGGAUACUCAAGCACAGAGAUGGUUUUUCACGCUUAUUUGGCCAGUUAUUGAUUUCUCUGUCUUGUUUAAAGAGGAACUCCGGUACUAGACAUCUCCUCUAUCCACUGGAUAGGGGAUAAGAAAUCUGAUCGCGGUGUCUGAACGCUGGGAUCUCUGGCCCGGCACCCUGGCGGUCUUAACAUUUAUGUUCUGAUCUCGCAUAGAGAUAUAUGUAGGGGGUGUAAUCCGGCAUGAAGCAGCAGCCAGACCUCCGCGGUCAGACACUUAUUCCCUUCCCUAUGGAUGGAGGAUAAGAUGUCUACUACUGGAGUUCCCCUUUAAUUCUGUUUAUAAUGGUUUUAUUUAUGCAUGAGGCACACUGGGAUUGACACUGUUCUCAGAUUUCAUUUUUUUUAUUUUUUAUUAGUAUAUUUAAUGUUGACACUAAUGUAAAUCUAGCUGUUUCUGUAGCACUAAUAGAGAAAUGAAUAGACUGAGUAUUGGCAUAAAUAGUUAACAGGUUAAAACUUACAAUCUAGAUACACUACAGCAGUGGUCUCCAAACUAUGGACCUCCAGCUAUUGGGCAUGCUGGGAGUUCUAGUUUUCCAAAAGCUAGAGGUUCACAGUUUGGAGCCAACUGCUCUACAGUGUUCUGCUCCUAUGAGUUCAGACCUCUGGAGCUUUAACACAGAGAAUAACCCAAAUAUGUUAAUAGAUAAUUAUUGAGUACAUCAGUGCAUUUCAGUAAAUUCGGAUCCUUCGAUCCAGUGUGGAGAGAGACAGGUCCUGGUUGGGCAAUCAGGUUGCCAAGGGAACCAUGAUGCCCGGCAGGUUUCAUGCCUGAGUCCUUAAUCUAAAGCCCUGGACAUCAUAUAGCUGCUUUGACAAACCAAAUAACCAGCAUAGACCUGUGUCUCUCCAUGCCGUUCUGAAGAACUUGUUGGAGCUCAGAUUUACAAGUACACUUUAUACUGACCUUUUGUAUAUUUAGUGCCUGCUCUCUAAUUGCUAUCGACCGUAUAUGAAAGACAUUGUAACGCAUAACGUACUCUAGUGUAUGUAUGACUAUACCCUUAGGGUAGGGUCACAUUUGCCGUAUUUUGCUGCAUAUUUUCCUAACCAUUGACUUCAUUGGGUAGGAAAAUAUGGAGCAUCAAAUAAGCAGCAAAAUAAGACCCCUGUGAUUCUACCCCUAAAAGGAAUCUGUUAGCUGCAUUUCAGUUUCCAAGCUGCCGACACUGUCAGUUAGUUGUUGGGACAAAGAGACACAU